Messenger RNA from Phanerochaete carnosa HHB-10118-sp, 1740 nucleotides. RefSeq lists its product as uncharacterized. The transcript has 8 exons. Gene Ontology annotation, biological process: transmembrane transport. NCBI's taxonomy places the organism in Eukaryota, Fungi, Basidiomycota, Agaricomycetes, Polyporales, Phanerochaetaceae. Gene Ontology annotation, molecular function: transmembrane transporter activity. The coding region runs from base 49 to 1626 and encodes 525 amino acids. The record is from RefSeq and is a predicted model, not a curated record. Gene Ontology annotation, cellular component: membrane.
CGGUUGACCCUCACCUCCGUCUUUUCCUCGUCGGUGUCGUCCCCCGCCAUGUCCGUCGAAGACGAGAAAAUGCAGAGCAUCCCCCAGCUCGACGUCGAGUCUGUCUCGUACACAGAUUCAGACGAUGCCGUACUUGAGACGCUCGGCUACAAGCAGGAGUUCAAGCGCGACUUUUCUUUCCUUGGUCUCUGGUCGCUGUGUUCCAGUGAGCUCGCGGUACUGCCGGGUGUAGCGGGCACCAUCUGGUACACGAUGGGCUACUGUGGACUGGUGGGCAUGACGUGGGGCUGGCUCGUUGGUGCAGUCAUGGGACAGCCUCUUGCUUACUCCUUGGCUGAGCUUGCCUCUGCUUACCCCACCUCUGGCGGUCUCUAUUACUGGGCUUAUAUGACCGCGGCUCCCCGGUAUAAAAAGUUAUCGUGCUAUGUUGUCGCAUGGUCCAUGAUUAUCUCGACACCACUCUCAUGCUGCUCUAUCACAUACUCAGCCGCCCAGCUAUUGAUAGCAACAGCUCAGCUCGCGUAUCCAAACUACAUUGCGACUGUCUGGCAUGUCUAUCUCGUCUAUCUGGCGAUGAUGUUCCUGUCUUACGUGAUUAUCUGCCUGCCGACGAAGUAUGUGAGCUGGUUCAACAUCUGGGCAACCAUGCUCGGUAUCGUCGUCCUCAUCGUGACGACGAUCAUUCUCCCUGCAAAAGCAACGAAUUUGAACUCUGCGAAGGAAAUCUUCACGAGUGUGUACAACCAAACCGGCUGGCCGUCGGGCUGGGCGUUCUGUAUGACCUUCCUGUCCGCGACGUGGACAUUGAGUGGGUAUGAUGUUGCGGCGCACGUCGCCGAGGAGACGAGCCACCCUGCCAUCGCGGUGCCCCGCGCGAUGGUGUGGAGCACAUGGUCGUCAGCGGGGCUCGGAUUCAUCUAUCUAAUCUCGCUCGCGCUGUGCUCGACGGAUAUCGAUGCGCUCAUGGCGAACCCGCUGGGGCAGCCGAUCGGGACGCUGACGGCGAACGUCCUGGGCGAGAAGGCGGGCGUCGCACUGCUCGCGAUCAACUUCUUCUCGCAGUUUGGUUGCGGCGUCGCAUUCUUUGUCGCGGCGUCGCGCAUCUUCUUCGCGUACAGCCGGGACAAGGCGCUGCCGUUCUCGGGUUGGCUGAGCAAGAUCGACAAGCGGACGCACACGCCGAACAACGCGUCGCUCGUCGUGUUCCUGCUCUCCGCGGGCUUCGGCGCGAUUUCGAUUGGGUCAGACACCGCGUUCGAGGCGUUCUUCUCGGGCAGCACGCUCGCGGGCCAGAUCUCGUACAUCCUCCCGGUACUCGGCCGCUGUCUUUACGAGGACAACCCUGAAUACACAUCCGGGCCGUACAACCUCGGACGCUGGAGCAGGAGCAUCCGGUGGCUCGCCGUAGCGUGGAACUUUUUCAUCAUGCCGCUCGUCAGCUUCCCGGACACUCCAAUGCCUGCGCCGGCCGACAUGAACUGGGCCGUCGUUGUGUAUGUUCCUUUCCAGAUUCUCGCGAUGAUAUACUGGUGGUUCUGGGGGUACAAGUCCUUUACGGGCCCCAGGGCAAACCUCCCGAAGAAGGCGCCCAGGGACGGGGUGGACGAAGACGAGAAAGACAAGUAGAUAUGCUGCCUAGAUUUCCUAUUUGCUUGCGAUUAUGAUUUGUACUGUUCCGUUUUUUUGCAUAUUGCUGGUGUUGUAUUCCUGGAGUGUAUCAUGCACGUUCUUCGGUUCUCG